UUCUCGCUUUAGUAGUCUGAGCAGUGACACCAGUAGUGCAUCAGUUGAAGCCACAGCUGGAGAAGAAGAAGAAGAAAGGGGAAGAAGAAGAAGGUUGAGCUAGCUAGCAAGUAGCAACAGCAAUGGCGAAGCCGCACCAGGAGGUCUACUUCGUGUUCAUGAACUUCGACCCAGUCUACGAGCGCCUCAGAGCUGACAGGUCCAAGGAGGGGUCGGCCACGCUGGACGCCUACCUGAGCCACAAGCACGACAAGCUGCUCUCCAAGCACCUGCAGCCGGAGACCUACCGGAGGAAGUCGUCGCUCGCCAUCGUCGAUGGCUUCGCCGUCGAGAUCACCGAUGCUCAGGCGAGCAUCCUGAGGUCGGCGAAGGAGGUGAGGGUGGUGGAGAAGAACCAGGAGCUUGCUUGAUGCCCAGUCAAAUUGAUAGAGAUUAUUACUACUACACAUACAUUAUACAUAUGUGUGUGCCAAUUAGUAGUCAACUAGAUGCUUAAAUUAAUUAAUUUGGCAUCAGCUAUAUAUGGGCUAUAUAUAUGUAGCUAUUUUUAAUUACUAAUUAAUUAGGCUAAAGGGGUUGAUCGACCGAGUAAAUUGCCUUUGGUGCAUGUGUGUCGGCGUGUGUGUGUGUGACAGUGUGAGCUCCCAUAUUUAUAUGGCUCUGUUGACUCCAUUGUCAAGCAUAUGUAGCUGCUAGUGUUGUAUAUGUAUAGUACUGGAGUACUGCUUAGCAGUGAUAAUAUAUAAUAAAUUAGUAAAUGCAGUUCUU
This is a messenger RNA of Oryza brachyantha (malo sina), 768 nucleotides long. RefSeq lists its product as uncharacterized. Bases 123 to 410 code for a protein of 95 amino acids. The record is from RefSeq and is a predicted model, not a curated record. The transcript is spliced from 3 exons. NCBI's taxonomy places the organism in Eukaryota, Viridiplantae, Streptophyta, Magnoliopsida, Poales, Poaceae.